Molecule: messenger RNA, 1740 nt
Organism: Penicillium cinerascens
Lineage: Eukaryota; Fungi; Ascomycota; Eurotiomycetes; Eurotiales; Aspergillaceae
Product: putative acetamidase
Exons: 4
Coding region: 1-1740 (579 amino acids)
Source: RefSeq, a predicted model, not a curated record
AUGUUUCCUCCGUUCGACUAUCUCGCGUACCGGCGAGUACGCAAACAAAAGCAAUCGGAGCGCGCUGCCCGCUUCGCCUCGCUGCCUUACCCCUACCACCUGGCCAUCACAGCCACUGAUAAGAAGAUCAUCGACCAGCCUAUUGAAGAGCUCGUCCGCGAUAUCCAGGACACUACUACUUCGCCUUUGAGUGUGCUACGUACGUACGGCAAGGUUGCCGUUCGUGCUCAAGAGCGUACUAAUUGUAUCACUGAGCUUCUACUUCCGGAGGCAGAGUCAUGGCUUGAGAGUGAGGUCAAUCUGAAGGGUCCGCUAGCUGGUAUUCCCGUUUCGUUGAAGGACACUGUUCAGGUCAAGGGAUUUGACACCACUCUUGGGUACUCGGCAUUGGCGGGGAAGCCGUUUACCGAGGAUGGACCUAUGGUUAGGAUGCUGAAGGAUGCGGGUGCCGUUCCUUAUGUCAAGACUGCACUGCCUAUAACGCUUCUUUCCUUCGAGUCUGCCAAUGGGCUCUGGGGUCAUUGUCUCAAUCCCCAUGUCCCUGGCUACUCCCCCGGCGGUUCAACCGGUGGUGAAGGUGCUCUUCUUGCUCAGGGUGGCCGCAUUGGUAUCGGCUCCGAUGUCGCUGGUUCUGUGCGUGUGCCUGCCGCAUGGAGUGGCAUCUACGCGCUCCGCUGCAGUACGGGUCGUUGGCCCAAGGUCGGCGUCAGUACCAGUAUGGCCGGCCAAGAGGGCAUUCCCAGUGUCUUUAGUCCGAUGGCUCGCACGCUGAAUGACCUCACUUAUUUCACCAAGGCUAUUAUCGGCAUGGAGCCUUGGAAGUAUGAUUACUCGGUUCAUCCCAUCUCAUGGAGAGGUGAUCUUGAGACCGAGGCGCAGAGCAAGCCUCUUCGCAUCGGUUUGAUGAGCAGUGAUGGUGUCGUGCCUCCUACACCAGCAAUUGAACGCGCCGUGUCUACCACCGUGGCCGCUCUCACCCAAGCUGGCCACACCGUGACCGAGAUCACCCCUCCAGCCAACGCCGACCCCUUGACCGGCCUCAAUCUAGCUUCGCAGCUCCUCAACUCCGAUGGCUGCCACCACUUCAACGCCAAGCUGCGCAGCUUCGAGCCCUCCGACCCAGGUGCCAUCCAACUCAGCCGCGUCGCCCAUCUACCCCGUCCCCUGCGCUACCUCUACUACCUGUACGUGCGCUACAUCAAGCGCGACACAGUCCUAGCGACACUCGUUCGUGACUUCGGCCCCAAAUCCGCCGCCCAGCUGUGGCCCCUCGUCGCUCGGCGCGAAUCCUACCGCGCAACCUGGCACGCAUGGUGGGACUCCGAUCCCCAGCAAUUCGACUUCAUCCUGUGUCCCGCCAACGCGACCCCGGCACUCCCACACAAAGCCAUGCACGACGCUGUUUCAUCCUGCGGCUACACCUUCCUCUGGAACCUACUCGACUACUCAGCCGGUGUAAUCCCAGUCGGCCAUGUAGACCCCGUCCGCGACGCGCUUGUGGCCCCGUACAGGACAACCCUCAAGCGCUUCGGCGCGGAUAACGCGAUCGCUCGUGGCGCGUGGAAACACUACGACUCGUCCAAGAUGGCGGGUCUCCCCACCGCCGUGCAGGUAGUUGGACGCCGGUGGCAGGAAGAACAGGUUCUUGGCUACAUGGCGGUUGUGGAGGAGGCGCUGGAUGCCUACCGGGAUCCGCAGACUGGGAAGAGCGCCAAGUACCGCCUGCUGGAAAUUGAUUAG